CCAUCGGGCAAUUCGGACCGUCUAAAAGAGAGCGCUGUUCAUUUUCACAGAAGGGCUGGGUCUCGAAAGGUUGGUCGGGAGUCCAAUGUCCAUCCAGGGCUGGCAGGGGAGACGCAUGCGAUGCUAUACGGCAUUGGACUCGAGAGUGCAGCCUGAGCAAGGUAGGCAUCCACUGAUCCAGAGGAGUUUGCAUGCCGUGGUGGUGGUUCGCCGUCCUCUUGAUUUGCUGCAGCGACGUUCAGCAUCGUCAUGGUGGAUUCCAACCUCGAUUCUGGAGAAACAAACACUUUUCGAGCUGUUGUGCUGGGAGGUACUUUUGAUCAUCUGCACGAUGGUCAUCGAGCUCUUCUCAAGGCUGCUGCCAACGUUGCAACAGAGCGCGUCGUUGUGGGUGUCAGUACAGGGCCUCUCUUGGAGAAUAAAGAGUAUGCCAAGUUGAUUGAGCCCUUGGAAACACGCCGACAAAGCGUUGAAAGAUACAUCAAGUCGAUAAAGAGCAGCCUUUUGGUGCAAACAGAACCACUGGUGGAUCCUUAUGGGCCUUCUAUCGUUGACGAAGGACUUGGGGCCAUUGUGGUCAGUAAAGAGACUGAGAAAGGAGGGCACGCAGUCAAUCAGAAGCGAGCUGAAAAGGGCCUUUCGACAUUGCAUGUGGUCGUUGUUGAUCUUGUUGGAGACAGCAUGUCCACUGAAAAGGUGAGCUCGACCCUACUUCGAAAGCGGGAGGCAGAGGCUUUGCAGGCCCGGCAUGUAGCUUAGAGCGGUGGGCGCCGUGGAGAUGUUACCAUCUCUGUAAGCAUAUCCUCAACAUCUCGGAGUUCAGUAGCCUCGACGAAUCUCGUUGACGAGGACGCGUUAGUUCUGUAGGAUGUAGCUUGUAGAGCAGAAUGUAUAGCUGGUCCUUACACGGCCCAGCUCCUCAUAGUAUGUUCAUAUUGGGAUCCUGGGCCAGGUAGUUUCGGUCCUUUUAAACCCUGUAAAUACUGCACGAUGGCCGCAUAUCAAAGGUUAUUCUGGUCCAGCUUUAGCGUCAUCUAAUCCUACCUAAGUUGCGGUUCGACAUAGUCGUGGUCAGACUGGCUUGCACGCGCGCACAUGCUUCACAGCAUGCCAAUCACAGAGCUUUAAUUUGGUGAAACAGUACAUCUUCACAAUCAUUGGUCGAAUCUGUU
Molecule: messenger RNA, 1172 nt
Organism: Klebsormidium nitens
Lineage: Eukaryota; Viridiplantae; Streptophyta; Klebsormidiophyceae; Klebsormidiales; Klebsormidiaceae
Source: the annotation of a GenBank genome assembly